Messenger RNA from Beta vulgaris subsp. vulgaris (sugar beet), 2461 nucleotides. Its product is annotated as sesquiterpene synthase 2. Lineage: Eukaryota; Viridiplantae; Streptophyta; Magnoliopsida; Caryophyllales; Amaranthaceae. The coding region runs from base 679 to 2340 and encodes 553 amino acids. The transcript is spliced from 7 exons. Gene Ontology annotation, biological process: diterpenoid biosynthetic process. The record is from RefSeq and is a predicted model, not a curated record. Gene Ontology annotation, molecular function: magnesium ion binding; terpene synthase activity.
GCCAACAAGUAUAAUUUUCCUUUAUCUAUAAAAUGAGCCUAAUAUUGGAUAUUUAAAAAUUAGUUUUUCAUGUUGUAGGUUAAUUCUUCAUUCCAUGCCAAAUUUAUGAAAAUUAAAUAUUAGCACUCAUAAUUAUAUUGUUUUUUAAAAAUUCUACUUUGCUUAAAUUAUGAAAAAGAUUAAUUUAUAAUUAUAUUUAAUUUACAUGAAUAACUUAAUGUAUAUAACUUUGAUCAUAAUAUGAAAUGAGGUUCAAUUAUUGACAUGGGGACCACAAAAUAAUGAAAAGUUGAAUGGAGAGCUCUUUAAAGGGUUUUAUUGUUGUUGGGUGUUUUUAGACAUGGCUCUUGAGAGUAGCUUGAAGAUAGAGAAUAGGAGAGAGAGUGUGGAGAGCUAGUUGGAGAGACACCAACCAUGUACAUGCUCUUAGUAACAUCAGACAGAUUAUUAGCUACGAAAAUUAAAAAAAAUACACGUGAAGAAUACUAUUGGUCGAGAGUCUCGACUCUCGACACUAUCUGAGCUUCCAUUUAUCCAUUCCCAGCCUAUAAAUAACCAAGUUCGGGAAAUCUAAUUGCAGUCUGCAGAGCAACUUCACCAAUCACCAAAAUCACUCAAAUAAGAGAGGCUUCGAAGUUUUUAUUUUUUCACUACAAAGUCGCAGAUAUCGGCACGGAUAUGGAUCCAUCUGCUAGUUUGCAAGGCCAUACUGAUAACGGAGAAGCUGUUCCCCUUGCAAACUAUCACCCAGAUAUCUGGAGCGACGUUUUUUCCGAUUACACUCCCCUUGAUCAGGCAACUCAAAACAAAAAGGAGGAAGAGGUCAUCGUACUAAUAGAGGAGGUUCGGAAAGAGCUGUUAACAAUCGUUAAGGACCCAAAAGAAAGACUUCUCUUAGUUGAUGCAAUUCAAAGACUUGGGGUGGCAUACUACUUUGAAGAAGAAAUCGAAGCCAAUUUAAAAGAAUUUUACAAGACAUUGAUUGGUGAUAGUUACAAACAUGAUCUCCACUUUACUUCUCUACGAUUUCGUCUCUUAAGGCAACAUGGAUUUUAUGAAUCAUGCGAUGUUUUCGUCAAAUAUAAGGAUGAGAAUGGAAGUUUCAAGGACUGCUUAACAAGUAAUGUGCAUGGGAUUUUAAGCUUAUACGAAGCCUCCCAUCUCAGAUUACGUGGAGAGAGUGUACUAGAUGAUGCCUUUGCUUUCAGCAUGACACAUUUAUCAUCCUUGGCUCCAACAUUAAGGUCUCCCAUGGCUGAACAAAUAGCUAAUGCGUUGAAGCGACCCCUCUACAAAUGUACCACGAGGCUAGAAGCCAAAUAUCAGCAAAUCUCCCUGUCGGAAUCAAAUGGCUCACAUUUCCAAGCUUUGCUAAAACUUGCUAAAUCAGAUUUCAACUUACUUCAACUACUACACAAGAAGGAGCUGAGCGACAUCAUUAGGUGGUCGAGACGCUUGGAUUUCAAAGGAAAAUUCUCGUUUGCGAGGGACAGAGUUGCGGAGCCCUACAUUUGGUCGUUGGGAAUAUAUUAUGAACCUAAAUAUUCAUUUGCUCGAAUGAUAGUCAACAAAGUCUUCAAGUUGAUUACUGUAGUAGAUGACAUGUAUGAUGCAUAUGGUACAAUCGAUGAGCUGGAAGCUUUUACUGAAGCAAUUCUCAGGUGGGACGAAAGUUGUAUGAAUGAGCUCCCAGAUUACAUGAAGUUGCUUUACCAGAUCAUACUUGACACAUUUCAAGAGUUUCAACAAGAUUUGGCUAAUGAAGGAAGGUCAUAUGCUGUUUUCUACCUCCAAAACGAAUUACUAGUUUCAUGCCAAGCCUACCUACAAGAAGCUAGAUGGUGUCAUGAAAAGUAUGUCCCAACAUAUGACGAGUACAUGAAGAAUGCAACUAUAAGCUCGGUCUACUGUUUUAUGCUCAUGGCAACUUACCAGGGCAUGGGCGAAAUCGCAAGUAAGGAUGCCAUUGAAUGGAUCCUCAAGAAUUCGAAGGCUAUUAAAGCAUCAUGUAUACAUGGUAGGCUUUUGGAUGACAUGGCUGGACAUAAGUUUGAGCAAAAGAGAGAACAUGUUAGUUCGGCUGUCGAAUGCUAUAUGGCAAACUUUAGUGUCUCAGAGGAAGAAGCCUAUGAAGAGCUUCUGCAACAAGUAGAAGAAGCAUGGAAGGAUCUGAAAGCAGAAAUAUUUAGGUCAACUGCUGUUCCAAUGCCCUUGCUGAUGCAAAUACUUAACAUGUCAAGGGCAUUGUACGAUGUGUAUCACAUCGGUGCAGAUGGCUUCACUGUGAGUGAAUGCAUGAAAGAGAAAAUCGAAGCACUUCUUAUAGAUACUGCUAUAUAAGAGUAUUUGUAACGUUACAAAUUUCCUCAUUUAAAUUUCAGCUUUAUCAAAUGACUACUAAUAAAAUGUAAUAUACGAAAAACAAUUGAUGUUGAAGUAUUGGUUGGGAGGUUGGAACUUA